This is a messenger RNA of Vollenhovia emeryi, 2635 nucleotides long. RefSeq names its product electron transfer flavoprotein-ubiquinone oxidoreductase, mitochondrial (gene Etf-QO). The transcript has 8 exons. The record is from RefSeq and is a predicted model, not a curated record. Gene Ontology annotation, molecular function: electron-transferring-flavoprotein dehydrogenase activity; iron-sulfur cluster binding. Lineage: Eukaryota; Metazoa; Arthropoda; Insecta; Hymenoptera; Formicidae. Gene Ontology annotation, cellular component: mitochondrial inner membrane. Gene Ontology annotation, biological process: electron transport chain. The coding region runs from base 14 to 1981 and encodes 655 amino acids.
GGUACUUCUCUUCAUGCGUGGGCGCUACUUGCGCUCGAACGACAACGCGGCGAGUGCAAUUCGGUGCAUUUUCUGUUUUUCCACUUGGCACAAUUGUGCACAAUUGUCAGGUCGUCGAUCGCGCCGAUCGGUAGUUCGUGCACGUUGUCUCUGCGCGAUCAUGGCUUCCGCGAUGUUCAGCGCGUCCGGCACCAUACAGAGGCUGCAAAGGAUUUUCCCGAGGGCUUACUCGGAUGCGAAGUUUCCCCAGAUCACCACUCAUUACACGGUGAAAUCCAGGGAGACGGACUUAAGAUGGAAAGAUGUGAACAUGGAGAGAUUCGUGGACGAAACCGACAUUCUAAUUGUCGGCGGUGGUCCAGCGGGAUUAUCGGCAGCCAUUCAGGCUCGCAGGCUGGCUGAGAAACACGGCAAGGAACUCAGGGUUACCCUCGUUGAAAAGGCGUCCGCAAUCGGUGGGCACAUCCUCAGCGGCGCUUGCUUGGACCCAAUCGCCCUGAACGAGCUCUUUCCAAAUUGGAAGGAACUAGGCGCGCCGUUAAACACUCCUGUUACAGAAGAUAAAUUUGCAUUUCUCACGGAAAAGAGAAGGCUAUCUAUACCGAUCUUCAAAGGAAUGCCAAUGUAUAAUCAUGGGAAUUAUAUAGUAAGACUGGGCCAUGUAGUGACAUGGCUUGGGGAGCAAGCAGAAGCUGCCGGUGUCGAGAUGUAUGCUGGCUACGCGGCGGCAGAGGUUUUAUAUCACGAGGAUGGCUCCGUUAAAGGAGUGGCCACGAAUGAUGUUGGUAUUGCUAAAGACGGUUCGCCCAAAGAUACUUUCGAACGGGGUAUGGAGCUUCACGCAAAAUGUACCAUAUUUGCAGAAGGCUGCCACGGCCACCUGACGAAACAGUUGUCAAAGAAAUUGAAUCUUCGGAAAGACUGCGAGCCGCAGACGUAUGGCCUCGGGUUGAAAGAGAUUUGGGAAAUAGAGCCGAGCAAACAUCGGCCUGGAGCAGUGGAGCAUACGGUUGGCUGGCCACUCAAUAGAAAUACAUAUGGCGGAUCGUUUCUGUAUCACUUGAAUGAAGAAACGCCUCUGGUCGCAGUAGGCUUUGUCGUAGGAUUGGAUUACACCAAUCCCUACCUGUCUCCGUUCAGAGAGUUUCAGCGAUUUAAAAUGCAUCCUAGUAUUAGACCAACGUUUGAAGGAGGGAAAAGGAUAGCUUAUGGCGCCAGAGCAUUGGUGGAAGGUGGAUUCCAAUCUAUUCCUAAACUCCAAUUCCCCGGUGGUUGCCUUAUUGGAUGUACGGCAGGUUUUCUAAAUGUGCCCAAAAUCAAAGGAACUCAUAAUGCCAUGAAAAGUGGCAUGUUGGCUGCAGAAAGCGUUAUGGAAGCCAUUAUAGACGCGGAAAGUAACACCUCGCCGACGAAAGGCUUAGAGCCGAAAACGUACACGGACAAAAUAAAGAGUAGCUGGAUCUAUAAGGAAUUGAAGGCCGUAAGAAAUAUGAGGCCCAGCUUCCACUCUUCACUUGGACUUUACGGCGGUUUAAUGUACUCUGGUUUCUCCAUGUUCCUGGGCGGAAGGGAGCCGUGGACUUUAUCUCACGGAGGUCCUGAUCAUAAGAGGUUGAAAUCCGCAGCUCAAUCGACGCCGAUAGAAUACCCUAAGCCGGAUAAUGAAGUAUCCUUCGAUCUUCUGUCUUCAGUAGCUUUAACCGGUACCAAUCACGAAGCUGAUCAACCGGCUCAUUUAACUUUGAUGGAUGACACCGUUCCAGUAAAGAGAAACUUGGCUGAAUUUGCUGGCCCAGAAGGUCGAUUUUGCCCUGCUGGUGUCUACGAGUUCGUGCCGCUGGAAAGCGGAGACGGCGAAAGAUUGCAGAUCAACGCGCAGAAUUGCAUUCACUGUAAGACCUGCGACAUCAAGGACCCGAGCCAGAACAUCAAUUGGGUCGUGCCGGAGGGUGGCGGCGGGCCAGCUUACAACGGCAUGUAAAAUAUGUCGGUCGACCGACUUGUUGAUUGGUUGAUUGAGUAAACAUUUGGCGGCCCACAUUAUUUUGCCGUUGGUGCCACAUGUUUUUCGACGAGUCGCAUUACGGCAUCGCAAUCAUGCUUUCGAUGCUGUCGCGACGGUCUAAUUGAAAUUGGAAUACGCCAUACGGUGUAAUUAUUUCCCAUUCGAAUGAAUCAACACAAUUACGGAUUAAUCUCGAUUCGUUAGAAACGAGCGAUCUUUCCAUCUCUGCUGACGCACAUGUACCAAUUUCUCGUGACAUUAUAUGCAAUAUGUAUAUCACAUACAGUAUAAUUCUUCGACUACUGGGCCAAUUUAUAAGAUUUAUCCUUUGAUAAUAUUUAUUGGAACACAUGUGUCGUUGAACAAAUUGAAAGAAGUAUCACAUGGUAUAUUAAUUUGAUGAAAGUCUUGAUAUCUUUGUAAUCUCCCUCUGUGUGAGAAGCUUUUUAUUAAAUGAAACAUUGCUCUUGGAGAGGGACGGACACUUCUAAAGCGCUUGCGUAGUGCUGUUGUUACUACUUUUUGAUAGACUUUAUAUAAAUGAUCGAUUUGUAUGUUAUAUUAUAUUUUUAUACAGAGAGGCGAAUUGUGAAAUACAUGUUAUGUACAGUCCGAUUUAUUCCUAUGUAA